CGUAGUGUCAGCAGCUACCGUCACAUUUGGCUAAAUGAAAACAUAUCAGCUCCAGCUACAAGGCUGCUAACAGCUCACCGCUAAAAUCCCCUGACAGCACAACACCCGCAGAAGCUAACCUGGAAAACUGCAUGACUGGGGAUGUCUGCAGCCGACUGGUACGCCCACAAGUCGCUCGGAGACGGGCUCUUCUGGAUUCAGGAGCGAUUCUACCAGUCGGAUAAUCGGGCCAACAUCUGGCUCCUCCGCGGUACCCACCAGGACGUGGUCAUAGACACGGGUCUGGGCUUGAGGAGCCUACCUGACUACAUCGAUGCCAACGGGCUGCUCGGGAAAGACCCGCAGAGGAAGAACCCGCUUCUGGCGGUCGCCACCCACGCCCACUUCGACCACUCGGGUGGUCUGCAUCAGUUCCAACAGGUGGGCGUCCACAGCGCGGAGGUCGAUGCCCUGGCUAACGGGGACAACUUCGAGACGGUCACCUGGCUUAGCGACAGGGAGAUAACCGUGGCUCCCAGUCCGGGAUGGAGGGCGAGACACUACAAAGUCAAGGCUGUGCAGCCCACGCAUAUCCUGCAGGAGGGUGAUGUCAUUAACCUUGGUAACAGACAGCUGACUGUGCUUCACAUGCCGGGUCACUCACGGGGCAGCAUCUGCCUCCACGAUCGUGACAAUAAGCUGCUGUUCAGCGGAGACGCUGUGUAUGAUGGCGCCAUGAUUGACUGGCUGCCCUACAGUCAGGUCAGCGACUACAUCAGCAGCUGUGAGCGUCUCAUCGGAUUGGUGGACAGCGAGCAGGUUGACCAAGUCCUCCCAGGACACUACAACACUUUUGGAGCCAAACGGCUCCAUCGGAUCGCGUCCACGUACAUCAGCAGAGCCGACACGUGUCCUGCGAAGUUCUCCACGUUUGCCUGGAGAACUCUGGCUGGGCUGGCUUUGCGGGCGUCCAACCCUCGCUGUGCCUGCUAAUACGAGCGGAUCCCCGAAGCAGGAGGAAGCACAAGUUCACAAAGAAAUAUGCUUCAUUAUGGACCUACAAAUAUUUAAGAGAAAAAAAAAAAUCAACAGAACUUAUAAUUGCCAAACUCAUUAUAAACUGUCUCACUUGAGUCAAGAAGUAAAAGUAUUACACAGUUUACUAUUUAAUGUAUUGAUGUAUAUGUGAAUGUCAGUGUUGGUAUGAUUUUAAAUGUUUUUUAAUAUUUUAUGCGGAUGUAAACUUAUUAUGGCACAAUAAUAGUACAACAGUGCACUACAAUCAGACAACAGGGAGUUUUGGGUUCUUGUCUGCGGCAUUUCAGUCAGCAUGGCCAUACUUUUCUCUAUGCAGUCCGCAGUGAAGACCCAGCAGUGACUACCUCCUACGUUUGUAAUCGUGCUUGGUACUGUUGAUUAUUAAUCUAUGGCUUUGCUAGGAAAUCCCUGACAAUAAAGUCUUUGCUCGGCCUGA
Molecule: messenger RNA, 1453 nt
Organism: Cyprinodon variegatus (sheepshead minnow)
Lineage: Eukaryota; Metazoa; Chordata; Actinopteri; Cyprinodontiformes; Cyprinodontidae
Gene: mblac2
Product: metallo-beta-lactamase domain containing 2
Exons: 3
Coding region: 142-972 (276 amino acids)
Source: RefSeq, a predicted model, not a curated record